This is a messenger RNA of Didymodactylos carnosus, 1914 nucleotides long. The record is from the annotation of a GenBank genome assembly. Lineage: Eukaryota; Metazoa; Rotifera; Eurotatoria; Philodinida; Philodinidae.
AUGACCGAUUGUGCGGCUUGCGGAGUUUCUUGUAAUCUUGCUCAUGCCAACUCUUCCUGUUCUACUGGGAUAUGCACAAUCGUGUCAUGUUAUAGCGGUUAUGGAAACUGUGAUGCAGUAUCCAGCAACGGGUGUGAAGCUGAUAUAACGUCUGUCUCCACUUGUGGAACAAACUGUACUCUCUGCAGUUUACCGAAUGCUGUCCCUGUAUGUGUAAGUGGGAUAUGUCUCAUCUCAACUUGCAAUAGUGGAGGAUGGGUUGACCAUAAUUUACUAGCUGCCGACGGUUGUGAAGUGAAUUAUCAUACUUUGUCCAAUUGUGGCUCAUUUGGCACUAUCUGCAGCACUGCUCAUGCUACGCCAACAUGUUCGACAGGAUCAUGUCAGAUCACAAGUUGUGAUGUAGGAUUUGGGGAUUGCAAUUUAUUACCUGGUGACGGGUGUGAAACGGAUUUAACGACGACUGCCAAUUGUGGUAACUGUUCAGAUGUCUGUAAUCUCCCCGAUGCUGUGCCUGUUUGUCUGAGCGGAAUGUGUGACAUUUGGACGUGCUCCGCGGGGUACGAUGACUGCGAUCGUAAUGCGAGCACAGGGUGUGAAGUAAAUUUGUUAAUCACAACGGCUCAUUGUGGAUAUUGUACUAACAAUUGUAAUUUAGCACACGCCACGUCUGCAUGUGUAAAUGGCACUUGUGUUAUUGCAUCAUGUAAUGUUGGCUAUGUUAAUUGUGAUAAUAUAACGAGCAACGGAUGCGAAGUGGAUGUACUAACGUCAACGUCGAAUUGUGGCUAUUGUGGUCACAAUUGUACUUGUCCCCAUGCUACUGCUGUGUGCACGAGCGGAGUUUGUGCGAUUUCACCAUGUGACACUGGAUAUGCCGAUUGCGAUUUAACAGCGAGUACAGGAUGCGAAGUAAACAUUUUCUCGGUGGUCAAUUGUGGUAGUUGUGGUAAUAUCUGCAGUCUUCCCAAUGCAGUAUCUACAUGCCCAACCGGAACAUGCCAAGUUCUAUCAUGCUUGAGCCCUUACGGAGAUUGUGAUGGCAUUGCGAGUAACGGCUGUGAAGCUAAUUUACAAACAUCAGCGAGUACGUGUGGAACGUGUGCUAUAAACUGCAACAAUUUAGCAAAUGUCAAUUUAGUUCACUGUAUUAGCGGCAGUUGUAGUAUAGCGACGUGUGAUUCUGAGUAUUAUGAUUGUGACGGCACAGUCAGUGACGGUUGUGAGGUGGAUCUAUAUACUACAAAUAACUGUGGAUCUUGCGGCAGUACUUGUUCAUCUCGUUCACACGCAUCUGUAACAUGUCCGGCUGGAACCUGUCAAUAUUCUUGUAAUUCUGGAUACGCCGAUUGUAAUGGAUCACCAACUGAUGGUUGUGAGACGGAUAUAACCACUUCAUCGCAUUGUGGAUCGUGUAGUAAUGAUUGCAAUGGUAAUAACUGCAAUUGUGGUUGGACCGGCUGUUCCUGUGGCGGAUGUUUUCAUGGUGAUGAGCCUGUUUUACUGGUCAAUGGUGAAUAUAGAAAAGUGAAAAAUCUUUUGUCUGGCGAUCGUGUUUAUUCAUUAAAUGAACAAAAUCGAAUUGUUGAAGAUGAAAUAAUUAUGAUGCUGCAUCUCGAUCCAAACCUUACAACCGAGUUUUGCACGAUUGAGACCGUUAUGAACGAAUCGUUGAGUGUAACAUGUGAUCAUUACAUGAUCGUACAUGGGCAAAAAGAGCGAUAUAUCAGAGCUGAUCGUGUAAAACACAACGAUAUGCUGUACGUGCAUACCACCCAGAACUCAGUUAAACUAGUGGCUGUAAAAAGUGUUCGUCGAGAUUUCAAAAUCGGUUACUAUACGCCAAAAACAUUCCAAGGCACAUUAAUCGUUAAUGGAAUAGCAGCAUCUUGCUACUUUGCAUUUAUUGGCUGA